This is a messenger RNA of Cetraspora pellucida, 1680 nucleotides long. NCBI's taxonomy places the organism in Eukaryota, Fungi, Glomeromycota, Glomeromycetes, Diversisporales, Gigasporaceae. The record is from the annotation of a GenBank genome assembly.
AUGAACAACCUCAAGAAUGGCCUGACCGUAGAUCGUGACGUUGAUGACUUGGUUCAUCGCCCACCUCCAACCUCUCAGGAGAGUUACUAUUAUUCACAACAAAAUCACCAUUCCGAUGCACUAUACUACAACCAUGGAAAUCGACCAUUUCAACAAUACGGAUCUUCUCUUCACGAACAAAUUUACCAGAGGGAAAACAAUUCGCAUGUGUAUACUACUCAUUUAACACCAAAUGGUGAUAAAUCCAUACACUCUUCCAUAUCAAACUUUCCAAAACCUUCACUUUCACCAACUAAUUCUACAAGUCCAACACGUUCAUUAUCACCACAAUCAUCACAAUCUCAAAUAAAUGUAUCAAAUAAGCAGUUUCAAUACAAAGUAGAACAGCAGAAUAACUAUGUUACUCAACCGUUGGUACAAAAACCAACCAAUUUAAAUACUCAGAAUUUGCCAAUCAACAUGGAAUAUCAAAGGUCUCCUGUACAAUAUUCAAAUCAUGCUGCACCUCAAUGGCCACACUCGCCGCAAUCUCAAAUAAAUAUAUCAAAUAAGCAGUUUCAAUACAAAAUAGAUCAGCAGAAUAACUUUGUUACUCAACCGUUGGUACAAAAACCAACUAAUUUAAAUACUCAGAAUCUGCCAAUCAACAUGGAAUAUCAAAGGUCUCCUGUACAAUAUUCAAAUAAUGCUGCACCUCAAUGGCCACACCCACCACACUCUCGGCACCAAAAUUCUCCAUCUCAACAUUUUAAACGUCAAAACUCUUCUGAUUCUUCAAAUUCUCAGGGUUACUCUCCUGAAAUUCCCUCAACUCCAACUUUCAGAAGACAAAACUCUGCUGACUCUUCAAAUACUCAGGGUUACUCUCCUGAAAUCCCCUCAACUCCAACUUUUAGAAGACAAAACUCUGUUGAAUCUUCAAAUACUCAGGGUUACUCUCCUGAAAUCCCCUCAACUCCUACUUUCAGAAGACAAAAUUUUACUGAACCUUCAAAUACUCAGAAUUGUCAGGGCUACCUUCCUGAAAUUACAUUAACUCCAACUUUCAAGCGGCAAGAUUCGUCUGAUUAUUCAAGUACCCCAAAUUCUCAUGGACACACUCUAAGAUCUGUCCCAGAACCUCAAUGCCAAUCAAAAUUAAUGCAUAGGGUGAAAAGCCUGCGUUCUGCAACUUCUUCGCCGCAAAACGUUGGUGGGUUAGAAUCUAUGAGGCAACCGACUACUAUUGAUGAUUAUGUAUCACAAGCGAUUAGAUAUCAUGAAAAUGAUCAACUUGAAAAAUCUACAGAAUAUUUUCAUAUUGCUGCUAAACAAAACAAUACUAUAGGAAUGAUUUUUUAUGGUCUUGCUCUUAGACAUGGAUGGGGAUGCAAAACUGAUACAGCAAGAGCAUUUAAAUAUUUACAAAAGGCGGCUGGUUCUGCGUCAGAAAUGCUAAAAAACAUUGAUGAUAAGGCUAAUUCGCAGAUACUUAAAACUGGUCUGGUAUUGGCCAUUUAUGAAUUGGGUAUGUGCUAUAAGCAUGGUUGGGGUGUUCCAAAAGAUAAGGCUAGGGCUGCUCAUUAUUAUAAGAUGGCUGCUGAUCAGGGUGAUCCGGAUGCACAAAAUGAUAUCGCCCAUUGUUAUUAUAAGGGUGAAGGUGUGAAAAAAGAUAUGAAAACUGGUAUGUUUAUGUGUUAA